GGCCGUGAAACGGACGCAGACUUUCAAUUCGCGAUCCUGCACGUAUACGUUAUCAUUUUGUGUGAUUUCUAUUCGGUCGAGCCUUAGAAAAAAUAUACUUAUUUAGAUAAAAAUGACGUCAAACGGGUCUAAUAACUGCAACGCCAAAAAGAACAAAUGCAAUCAAGUGUUGCAAAGAACUUGGGACCAAUUUGAUGAAGUAGAGGCGCCCGGGACGCCCAAGACGCCUAGAACAUCUACCACACCAGGUCACGAAAAUUGCACAUUUCACCACGACUUGGAGUUGGACCACAAGCCUCCGACUCGAGAAGCCCUACUGCCAGAAAUGUCCAGGUCCUUUAGACUGUUACUAGGUUCACUUGGCGAAAAUCCCGACAGACAGGGCCUACUGAAAACACCGGAGAGGGCCGCAAAGGCCAUGCUGUUUUUUACUAAAGGCUAUGAUCAAAAUUUGGAAGAAGUCUUAAACAAUGCUAUUUUCGACGAAGACCAUGACGAAAUGGUUGUAGUGAAAGACAUUGAAAUGUUUUCAAUGUGCGAGCACCAUUUGGUACCGUUUUAUGGUAAAGUGUCCAUUGGAUAUUUACCUUCCGGAAAGGUACUGGGCCUCAGUAAACUAGCCAGGAUUGUGGAAAUUUAUUCGAGACGAUUACAAGUACAGGAGAGGCUCACUAAACAGAUUGCGGUGGCUGUAUUAAAGGCUGUACAACCGAAUGGGGUAGCUGUUAUUAUUGAAGGAACGCAUAUGUGUAUGGUCAUGAGAGGUGUCCAAAAAAUCAACAGCAAAACCGUCACUUCAACAAUGUUGGGAGUGUUUAGGGAUGAUCAAAAAACUAGGGAAGAAUUUUUAAAAUUAGCUCUUGGAAAAUAAAUAUUUGUGAAAUUGAUGCAUAAAACGACCAAUAUUAUAAGUACACUCGUCCAAAAUAUGCUGAUUAGGAAAAUGCCAUCUAUGGUUUUUUAAAGUCAUAGGUACCUCACUAUUUUCGGAGUGAAUAAAUCACAUAUUUAACGACCCAUCAUAAAAUAUGAUUAAUUAUUAUUUCAACUUAAUUAAUUAGGUGUUCUGUGUUCCAUGUGAUCGUCAUGCUUUCACUGUUAUCGCAAAGGCAAAAUAUUUAGUAGGUACUAUUGUUACAUUAUAAAAUAAAAUUUACUAACAAUGAAAUAAUAAUAGUUAUAAUAUCUAAUUAUAAAUGAAAUUUUGGUGUAAAUGUAAAUCUGUGAUAUUUAA
This is a messenger RNA of Ceutorhynchus assimilis (cabbage seed weevil), 1234 nucleotides long. The record is from the annotation of a GenBank genome assembly. NCBI's taxonomy places the organism in Eukaryota, Metazoa, Arthropoda, Insecta, Coleoptera, Curculionidae.